CAGUGAAUUAUCGAUCCGUGACAUUAUAUUCUACGCCACUACCGCAUAACGUCCCAUUGAUCGUGGGUAUUUGUACAAUGGCCUACUGGUCGUCUAGCCACUGCCGUCGAAGACACAGGACUCGCUUUCGGGACACCUCUUGACAGCGCCCUUGCUUCGACUUAUUGAAACACGGCAAUAUUUUCCAGAAAUGGUUGACAAGUAUCAUUCUUCUCAAACAAUGCGCGCGCCCUCACUGUCACCCACCUCUACAAUAUCGCUACCUGGCCUCGAUCUCAGCAGCAUCCCACCAAUCGCCAUUUUGUCAGCCCAUUUGAAGGACGAGGAGGAGGCGAAGCUCAAGGAAACAUUACGCCAGCACGAUGCACCUCUUACUACCGAUGUCUCAAGAGCAAAUGUUUUCAUUGGCAAGGUAGGAACUAAGAGGCGGGCUGAGUUUGAGUUGAGGUCUCGAAAGUUGGUAGUCCAAGAACUCGUCGCAGUGAAGCGGGCGGCAAGUCCAAUAAAGACAGUUGGUCCUCCAAGCAGGAAAAGAAAGCUUUCUCGAACAACGUCUAGCCAUGUUGCAGUACACGAGGGAGAUUCCACUACCGAGGACGAGACCGUCGAAGUCUCAGAGACCGAGGACGAAGCACCUGUUGAGAACCAGGUCGCGCCAUCGUCAUCAUCUUUCAAGUCCGAGAAAGAUGUGCGCGUAGCACCGGUGUUCGACAAAGGCUCGAACAACGACAUCAUCUGGGUAAUCAAACUGGAUUGGAUAGACGCCUGCGUGUCAGCAGGUCACCUUGUUCCCUUAGCGGACAAUCUGGUGUACAAAGCUAAGGUAUCAGAGCGACCAAAAUCAUUGAAGACCAGAUCCAUCAAAGCUGUUUUCUCCGCGGUUGCCAAGACAACACCUACUUCUCAGACCCUUCUGGCUACCCGGCCACACACUGUGCAAGAUAUCCUGGACCGGGCAAAGUCGGAUGUUUCUACAACUGUAUCAAAAUCGACGUACCAGCCCCAACCCUUUAGAAGCCAUGGCUCCCGACGCUUUGUGGGCAAGAGCUUUGCCUCGUCUAACCUGCCUGCCGGCAAGUCAUAUGCCUCGCAUGCUGCACACUUGCUUCAAGCAACAACGAGUGAAUACGAGGGCGAAGACAGUGACAUUCCACAACCUCCAGACUGGGUAAAGAAGGGCGUGAAGUACUCUUGCCAACGAUUCACGCCUGCGAACGGGCCUAAUGAGGACUUUCUUGACCAACUUAAGAAGAUUCGUACGGCCCGGACGCUUAUCGACGAUGAGAUUGGUGUUCGCGCGUACUCAACAAUCAUCGCUUCUAUUGCUGCAUACCCGUACAAACUCAGUCAUCCCCGCGAGAUUACCCAGUUGCCAGGCUGCGACGAGAAAACUGCCGUGCUGUUUGUCGAGUGGAAGAACACAGGCAAGAUCCAAGCGGUCGAAGACUAUGGAAACGACGAAGCGAUGAAAGUUCUGCGCACAUUCUACGAUAUCUGGGGUGUAGGUGCGAAGACCGCCCGAAACUUCUACUAUAAUAACCAUUGGACUGAUCUCGAUGAUAUUGUCGAGUUUGGCUGGAAUGAUUUGGAUCGAGUACAGCAGAUAGGUGUCAAGUACUAUGACGAAUUCCUAGUGCCGAUCCCCCGCGAUGAGGUCGAACAGAUAGCAUCUGUCGUCCGAGAAUUCGCAGUGCGUCUUCGCGAUGAGCGCAUUACGGUCACAAUCGUUGGCGGUUAUCGGCGUGGCAAGGUAGCAUCUGGUGAUGUGGAUAUGAUUGUCUCGCAUCCUGAUCUCGAGUCCACAGCGGGCUUGGUGCGGGAGAUGGUCGAGGUUCUCGAGGAUGUGGAAUGGAUUACACAUACCUUGACCAUGAACAUGACGAAUACGAACCGUGGGCAGCAUGUCCUUCCUUUUCGUUCUGCGAAGGGUGCUGGUGUAGGCUUUGAUACCCUUGACAAAGCGCUCGUGGUGUGGCAAGACCCUACUUGGCCGACACGCGAUCGAGAUCUCGCAGAGGACUCGAAAGCGAAGAAUCCGAAUAUUCAUCGCCGUGUCGAUAUUAUUAUCGCUCCAUGGCGGACCGUGGGCUGCGCGGUCAUGGGCUGGAGUGGCGGCACGACGUUUCAGCGAGAUCUUCGCCGGUAUGCGAAAGCCACCAAAGGAUGGAAAUUUGAUAGUAGUGGCAUUCGCAGUAGGAGUAAUGGUGAGGCGAUAUCGCUGGAGGGACCGGAUGGUGUGGAUGGGACACCAGAGGAAGCCGAGAGGGUAGUGUUUGAGGGUUUGGGAUUGGAGUACAUACCACCAGAGUAUCGGUCUACUUAUUGAUGUCUGCAUGGCCUGAUGCGCUUCACGGUAUGGUUCUUCACGACACGCUUCAAGUGCAUCAUCACAGCACACCACUCUUAUUUAUUAGCUUCACACCAGUCAGACACUUCCUUUACGAUUCCACCGCAAUCAUGUACCAACUUAGUAUCUUGUAAUACAAAGCUACAGACAGACUCGACAUCUUACUCUACAACACAAGCAUGGGCAGACUGCUCACCACACUCACCACCGUCUUGCGAAUCUUCACGGGCC
Cucurbitaria berberidis CBS 394.84 is the source of this 2578-nucleotide messenger RNA. RefSeq names its product Nucleotidyltransferase. Gene Ontology annotation, biological process: double-strand break repair via nonhomologous end joining. NCBI's taxonomy places the organism in Eukaryota, Fungi, Ascomycota, Dothideomycetes, Pleosporales, Cucurbitariaceae. The transcript has a single exon. Gene Ontology annotation, cellular component: nucleus. Gene Ontology annotation, molecular function: DNA-directed DNA polymerase activity; DNA binding. The record is from RefSeq and is a predicted model, not a curated record. The coding region runs from base 191 to 2326 and encodes 711 amino acids.